Molecule: messenger RNA, 966 nt
Organism: Erigeron canadensis
Lineage: Eukaryota; Viridiplantae; Streptophyta; Magnoliopsida; Asterales; Asteraceae
Product: two-component response regulator ORR21-like
Exons: 5
Coding region: 1-966 (321 amino acids)
Biological process (GO): cytokinin-activated signaling pathway; phosphorelay signal transduction system
Molecular function (GO): DNA binding
Source: RefSeq, a predicted model, not a curated record
AUGAAACAUGGAGAUUCUUUUAAUCCGAAUGGCCUUAGAGUUCUUCUUGUUGAAAACAAUCCCACUACCAUCUUACUUUAUUCCAAGAUGCUGCAUUCUUGCAACUAUCAAGUGACACAUUGUUCAGGGCCAACAGAAGCAUUAUCUUUGAUAAGAAGUAACGAAAACAAGUUCGAUAUUGUGUUAACAGAAGUUAGCUUCUUUCCGGAUAUGAAUGGAAUCAAGUUUCUUGAAAUCAUUGUUCAAGAAACCGAUUUACCCGUUGUUAUUGUAUCAGCAGAAGAGAGAACCAGUAUGGUUUUCAAGUGUGUAACCAACGGUGCAUGCGAUUACAUACUAAAACCGGUUCCAUUAGAGGUUUUUAAGGUGUUAUGGCAGCAUGUUGCACGUAAGGAAUUUCUUCGUUUGGGGUCAUUGAAACAAAUUGAUUAUGUGGGACAGAUGAACCCGCUUGAUAGGGUAGAGAAUAGAGAACCUGGUUCAAGUAAUUCUGGUGAAGAAAAAGAGGUAAGUGGAAGCCCGGAUAGUGUUCCAUUGGAUUAUGAGGGAAACGAUAGGGAGGAUGAGCAAGAGAAGGUCCGAGGUAGUAAAAAGCAACGAAUGGUUUGGACCGACGAGCUUCAUCUAUUAUUUGUCAGAGCUGUGAAACAACUUGGAAUUGAUAAUGCUGUCCCGAAAAAGGUCUUGGAACUGAUGAAUGUACCAGGGCUCAGGAGGGAAAAUGUUGCAAGCCAUUUACAGAAAUACAGGCUAAGCCUCAAAAAGCUAAAAGAGCACAUGCCAGAAAGUUUCAGCGUGCCACAUUCUAGCCCAGCAGCUCCAGCGCACGAAGGCAUGUUUCUAAGUACUCCUCCGAUCGCUGAAAUACAGCAACAGCAACUUCCAGUGGAGUACAAUGACGUCCACCCAAUUAUUUUCCCUUUUCAUGAGCAAGAUCCUCUUUUCAAUCAACUAGAUUAUGUCUAG